AUGCACGUCGGUCGUCUCCUCCCUCUUGCCAUCCUGCUCGCUGCCGGCUACCGCUCGCUGGCCCUCGGCAUCUUCGGCGCGUCGCCGCCGUCCAGCGCCGGCGACUCCUCCUCCUCGCAGUGCAGCCGAACCUGCGAGUCUGCAUACUGCUCCGGUACUAUCGAGGCUCCGUUGAUGCGGUACGGCAAGUACUGCGGCGUGUCGUACACCGGGUGCCCCAGCGAGCCUCCCUGCGACGCCCUCGACGCCUGCUGCAUGCUCCACGACGCCUGCGUCAAUGCCACCGACAACGACUACCUCAACAUGUGGUGCAACCAGAGCCUGCUGGACUGCGUGGCCGCGGUGAGGACCGCGGCGGUGGUGGUGGAGGCGGGCGGCAGCGAGGAGGCCGUAUUCAGGACGUUCGAGGGGAAUAAUUGCAACGCGACUGACGUCGCCGACGAGAUCACGUCCAUCAUCGAGGCCGCGGUGUACGCCGAGAGGAUACUGCAUAGAGUACCGUAGAACACUCGGUCGCUGCUGUUGUUUCACUUGUUAAUUUGGAGCUCUCACGUAGUGGAUCUUGUUGAAGUUGGCGGUCUAGACGGAGUACAAGUUUGGUGGAGGUGGAUCACCGCAUGUGUAGUGUAG
Molecule: messenger RNA, 630 nt
Organism: Lolium rigidum
Lineage: Eukaryota; Viridiplantae; Streptophyta; Magnoliopsida; Poales; Poaceae
Product: probable phospholipase A2 homolog 2
Exons: 4
Coding region: 1-504 (167 amino acids)
Biological process (GO): lipid catabolic process; arachidonate secretion; phospholipid metabolic process
Molecular function (GO): calcium ion binding; A2-type glycerophospholipase activity
Source: RefSeq, a predicted model, not a curated record